CCUCGACACUUUACUCCUUGCAAAAGAUAAAUAUAUACAAUGGAUGUAGAAGAAGAAAGAUAUGAUCUUGAAUCACUGUUGAUUCCUAAUUCUCAAGAACAUGCUAUUGAAUCGAGAAAGGGAUUCCUGAACAAGGAUGAGAUUUUUGAGGAAGUGAAGAAGCAGCUGUUGUUAAUAUGGCCGCUUGUGUCAUCAAAUUUCUUGCUAUUUGGUAUGCAAGUUAUUUCAGUCAUGUAUGUCGGUCAUCUUGGAGAGCUAUCGCUCGCUGGUGCUUCAAUGGCUACUUCAUUCGCUUCAGUCACUGGUUUGAGCUUGAUACUGGGAAUGUGUAGCGCCUUGGACACUUUCUGCGGUCAGUCCUUUGGAGCAAAACAGUAUCGGAUGCUUGGUAUACAUAUGCAGAGGGCAAUGCUUAUUCUUUUGCUCGUCAGCGUUCCUCUUGCAAUUAUAUGGGCUAAUGCAGGCAAUAUUCUUCAGUGCUUAGGUCAAGAUCCAGAGAUAUCCUCUGCUGCAGGAGAUUAUGCUCGUUUGAUGAUACCUUGCAUUUUUGCUUAUGCAAUCCUACAAUGUCAUGCUAGAUUCUUGCAAACUCAAAACAAUGUGAUUCCGAUGAUUGCUAGUACAGGAACUGCAACACUACUGCACUUGCUUACCUGUUGGGUUAUGGUAUACAAGACCAGCCUUGGAUCUAGAGGUGCUGCUGUGGCAAACGCCAUCACCUAUUGGAUCAAUGCAUUGUUUUUGUUUAUUUAUGUCAGAAUUUCUCCCUCUUGCAAGAACACAUGGACUGGAUUCUCAAAGGAGGCCUUCCAUGGAAUUCCCACUUUUCUAAAACUAUCUAUCCCUUCAGCUUUAAUGUCCAGCUUAGAAAUGUGGUCAUUUGAAAUGUUGGUCCUCGUAUCUGGUUUGCUUCCGAAUCCAAAACUUGAAACAUCAGUCCUGUCAAUCAGCCUUAACACAUGUGCAAUGGCAUACAUGAUUCCCCUGGCAUUUAGUGGGGCAGUAAGCACAAGAGUUUCAAAUCAAUUGGGUGCUGGGCAACCGCAACUAGCGAGUCUAGCAGCAUGUGUUGCACUUUGCCUUGUUAUUACUGAAGGCAUUGUUGUUGCUGCUGUCAUGAUAUUGGGUCGAAGAGUUUGGGGCUACUGUUACAGCAGUGAAAAAGAAGUUGUGAACUAUGCUGCAGAAAUAUUGAUUUUAGUUGCUAUAUCCCACUUUGUUGAUGGGCCUCAGUCUGUUCUGUCAGGUAUCAUAAGAGGAAGUGGGCAGCAGAAGAUUGGUGCAUAUGUUAAUCUGGGAGCUUAUUAUGUUAUCGGCAUUCCUACUGGAGUAUUAUUUGCUUUUAACCUCCACAUCGGAGGGAAGGGUCUUUGGAUAGGAAUUAUCCUGGCGCUAUGUGUUGACGUGAGUAGUGCAUGUAGGGUAGGUACCACCUUUGUAUCAUUUCUCACUACUACAUGUCCCUUAGAACAUGGAGGAAUUUAUGGAGGGAAUCACGGCUUUAAGGCCUUAGAUGUAGGAGUGUUGUUUUAUCAGACUUGUAUAUAUAUGCUGUAUAAGAUUGACAUCGAAAUAUAUCAGAAAAUUCCCAACCUUCUCCUUCUUUCUGACUUGGUAUCAGAGCAGAGAUCCAAUUUGGACUCUGUCUGUUCCGCCGUGUUUUUUUGUCUUUCGGGUUCUUUUCGUUAAUUCAGUCACUGUUCUUUUCGGGUUCUUUGUUUUCCGGUUCUUUGGGUUCCUUUGGUUACCUUCACUCAAGCACACUACCAUCCGUUCCGGCAGCAGCAGCUUCGUCCAAAACCUACAGCAGUUCAGCCCAAUCCAAACCCCGCAGCGGCAAAACAGAGGACCCUGAAAAAUUCAUCUCUGAUCAAAACCCGCAGCAGCAGCUCCGCAUCUUUCCCGCAACAGUGUGUGCAGUCACUGUUUCUUGCAAUUAUAGUCCUACGGACUGAUUGGGAUAAAGAAGUGAAGAAAGCAUCUGAUAGGGUGCACAACACAAUCAGCGGGGGUGAUGCAUCGCAAAGCUGUUGCAUAGGUGAUGAUCAUAUGUAGAUCUGGACUUCUGGAGACAUGUUUGAAAAUUUUGAAGAAAUCAAUUGUUAAGAUUUUGUAGGGCUAGUCGGGCUUCGUGCUUGUCUGUGCACUCAACGUGCCUUGUCUGCUCUAGGUAUGCGGCGAGUUCCUUACUUUGUCAAAUGGUUGCUCCAACUUAGUGGCACGGUGAAGCUAAGUGUCGUCAGAUUUAUCCUCCGGCAGCAACAUAGUAGGAAAGUUGUGCUUACGGUAAUUAUGCUACAUUGUAAUCGAGUUACAUAUUGAGUUAUCUUUCCGUUAUGUCACCGUUAUGUCAAAUCAAAUAGAGUCGCCAAGAGUGCUCUUUGCUAGUUGGUGCCUAGUUGAAUACAAUUAUUUGGUAGGGACUCAUGAUAGUAUUUCAGGAUGUUUUCUAGAUGCUUAUUGUACUCAAGGAUUAGGCUCAAUGUCCCCCCCCCCCUUGUAUUCGAUAGUUUC
Rosa rugosa (rugosa rose) is the source of this 2514-nucleotide messenger RNA. RefSeq names its product protein DETOXIFICATION 16-like. Gene Ontology annotation, biological process: xenobiotic detoxification by transmembrane export across the plasma membrane. The coding region runs from base 40 to 1689 and encodes 549 amino acids. Gene Ontology annotation, molecular function: xenobiotic transmembrane transporter activity; antiporter activity. The transcript has 9 exons. Lineage: Eukaryota; Viridiplantae; Streptophyta; Magnoliopsida; Rosales; Rosaceae. Gene Ontology annotation, cellular component: membrane. The record is from RefSeq and is a predicted model, not a curated record.